UCACACUGAGUUGACGCGACGCGGCUUUCCCUUUACCAUCAUCGAUGCAAGUACCACGGACACCCCUUCGACGCGUCUCUCAGAACUCUUUGUUCGGGAAAUCGACUGUAGAUCCUGAUUCUCAAGUUUCUGGCUUGGCCUUCCUCGAUGCCGCUUUCUCGGAACUAGCGGAUGAAACGGACCAUAUGCACAGCGUCACCGAGGGCAUGAGACAAUUGAGCGAGUCGCUUGCCAAGUUCAACGAAUCUUUCGCAAGCUGGCUCUAUGUCAUGGAUAUGAACUCUCUGACGAUAGAUUGGCCUCAGGCUCCAUCUGAAGCCUCGUUCAUGCUCGCCAAGCGCCGCGCUGAACGUGACGCAAAAGCAGCGAUGGAAGCGAUCGAACAAGCAAACCGUGCGGCUGCCAUUGAAGCGGAACGAAGGGAAGCUGCCGCACGCGAAGCAUCCGCACGAGAAGCGGAGGCGUUCGAACAAACAUACACGGAUACAACAUUUGCUGUAGGAAACACCACUUCAGCACUUUUGUCUAGGCCAGGUGUCAAGAAAAAGGCCGGGAAACCCAAAUUGACUGCCAAAGAGAAGAAAGAGCGCAGUAUUGAGGUGGAGAAGGUGAUCGCAUGCUUGCCGUUGGAGUUCCGUGGAAGCGAUCCUAAUCUGCGUCGGAACAUGGAAUCCGUUAUCGAGGGCCUCCUCGAUGCAUCUAAUCGAGUUGUCAAACUGACCGAUCUCAUAUCACCUCCCGAUCUCAACCAGGCGCGGGUCAACAAAUGCCUAAUUGCACUAGGCACUGUGUUGUAUCAUUGGCAAGGCAUCUAAGACAACUUCAGAAGUAGGAGCCUGCUCCAGCAUAGCUGGCUGAGGCUGGGCCGUCGUCCACUUCCAGUUCUCCUGUCUGACGACGUAUCC
Messenger RNA from Mycena citricolor, 905 nucleotides. NCBI's taxonomy places the organism in Eukaryota, Fungi, Basidiomycota, Agaricomycetes, Agaricales, Mycenaceae. The record is from the annotation of a GenBank genome assembly.